This is a messenger RNA of Paramecium octaurelia, 2075 nucleotides long. Lineage: Eukaryota; Ciliophora; Oligohymenophorea; Peniculida; Parameciidae. The record is from the annotation of a GenBank genome assembly.
AUGGAUUAUCUAGUUUAGAUAAUUAUUGUUCUUUUGAAUAAUUUAAUCAUUUAUUGUUACUUAUUUCUUUUUAAAGCUCUGAUAAAUAACAAUUAAUUUGUAAUAAUGCUAAAAUAUUAGAAGUCAAAUAUUUCUUCGUAUAGAGCUUUUUUCAAUGCUCUGUAGAUGUAGUGUGACAUAUUUGGAUAACUGCCUAUGUUUACUAUAUUAAAAAAAGAAAGAUUUUCUACUAGCUUCGGAGCUUUUUCCACACUAAUAAUUUUUGGAUUUUGUCUUUUGUAUUUAUGGAUUGAACUUGAAAAGCUAUUUAAUCGCAGUGACCCAAAUGUAAUCCAAUAUGAUUCUUAACUUCUAGAAAGUAGUGUAAGUUUUAUAUAAUAUUCUUAGGAAAUUCCAUUGAUGAAUAACAAUUUUACAAUUGCAGUAACUUUAUCAGGAUUAAACACUUAACCAUUUAAAAAUGUCAAAAGGUAUUUUAACAUUUCUGUAAAUACAUGUAAAAGACAGAGGGUUUUUAAUAAAACAGAUAAUACAACAUAAGUUAUUUAAUAGUAUGACUUGUUACAUUAUUUAGAUGUUAAGAAUAUCCAAUCGAAGCUUGUACGGUUAAUCAUGCAGUUACUGAUAGCUAAAAAGAGUAUUUUGGAAAACUCUAACUAGGAACAGUUCAAUGCUUACAGAAUGAGGCUUGGCAAGCGAAUCCACCAGUAAGAAAUUAAAAAUAAAUAUUUUAGAAGUUAUAGGGUGUAUUGCAAGCUAUGGAGUUUUAAUAUCUUCAAAUAUAGGUCCAAAUAUGUCAUAACACAACUACAUAUAAUGAAUGUGCUCCUUUAGAAGAAAUUCAGGAUUUAGCAAGAGCAGGAUAUUAUGGUAUACAUUUAAGUGAUAAUUUAUUAUAAUUGAAUGAGUUUGAAUAGCCUUUUUCAUAAAUCCAAAGCAUGCAAUAAGCUUCAUUCUCCUUAAAAACAUCAAGAUCGAUCUAUUAAACUCUAAAAUAAGUUCAAAUAAUUACUGAUGAUGGAUUUGUUUAGGAAAAUAGAAAUUCAUUUUUUGGUUUAAUUUAAAAUUAAUGGAGAGAGGAAUCCUCUACUUACAAUAAUAUAUUUUUAAUAAACCAUUUUAUUUAUUUGGAUGGAAAAUAAUCUACUUAUUAAAGAAAUUAUAUCAAAAUUUAGGCAAUUCUGGGAAAAAUAGGAGGAUUUUGGAAUGUUGCGGUUCUAUUAUUUAAGAUAUUUGUCACUCCUAUAGUAAUAACUUUGAUGAAUGUUCAUCUUGUAAAUAAACUAUUUAGAUUUGAAAUCAAUGAGAGGUCUUAGUUAUUUAAAGAUGAAAUAAAAGAGGAAUCAUUAAGUGACAUAAAUAAAAGCUAAACUAUUUACAAAGAACCUUCAUAAUAAUAAUAUGAUGUUGUCAAUUCAAAUCAGAAAAGAAAGAAACCAAAUAAAUUACAAUCAAAUAGAAGAAAUUAAUCUGAAAUUUAGAAAUAUUUAACGCAAUCCAAAUAACAAUUAAAUUUAGGAAUAAUUGAUAUAUUGUUAGUCGCAUUUUGUUGUAAAAGAAAAGUUAAAUAAUAAAUUAGAUAUGCAAAAACAAAAUGUUAACACAAAUUAGAUGUGGCAUUAAUAAUAAGUAAAAUCUAUGAAUUUGAUAAGCUAAAAUACGUACUUUUCUCAAAUGAAUAAUUAAAUAUAUUUAAUUGUAUACCAAAACCUAUCAUUCCAGCUGAUUUAUUUAAUAGAAACGUAUCCGAUAAAAUGAAAGCUUUAGAAUAAUAAAAAUAAUAUUUGUUUAUGCUUGAAGAUGAAAUGCCUAUGAAACUUAAAUUGGAGUAAGCUUUUUCUAGUUAUAAAAAACUUAAAAAUAAAAAGGACAAAACAUAUACAGAUCAUUAAUUACUUGAUUUUUUAGAUGAUGAUUUAGUAAAUUUGUUUGAAAAUCUUUCCAAAAAUGAAGAUAUAAUAGCUAAAGUGAAUGAUGAUUUAAGUUCAGUUUCAAAUAGAGAUAAAUUGAAUUCUGCUUCAUUAAGUAGAUAAUUAAAUGUUUAACUUGAUAUUAGUUAAAUAAGCUAAUAUUGA